AAUCAUUUGCAUGGCUUCUUAGCAACUGACAAUAAUUUUGGGUUAUAGUAAAUUUUCGUCUUAAAAUCUUCAAGUAAAUGGAUCAAACUAAACGACCUCUCAGAAUUCCGCCGGAAUUUAGUUCUUAUGCCGAACAACAUGGAAUAUUUGACAUUUAUAAAAGGCUCUUAGAACAAUUGGUAAUCCAGAAACCUAAUGAUCCAAUUCAAUUUAUGAUCGAUGAAUUGAAGAAAGACAAUGCAGAUAUACCUCAAAUUGUUAUACUUGGUCCACCGGCAUCCGGCAAAACAACAAUUGCUAAGAUGCUUAGUAAAAAAUUGCACUGUGCCUGUAUUAAUAUGGAUAGUCUGGUAUCAGAUUCAGAACAAAGCUUUCAGGAUCAGGUAGCAGAAUUGCGAUCAACGGGAGAGAUCAUACCCGCAGAAUUAUGGACACAAAUGUUGAAAGAAAGAGUGAAAUUGUAUGACUGUAUGAAAAAAGGAUUCGUUCUUGAAGGUUUUCCACAGACAAGAGAGCAAACAUUACUAAUCCAAGAUGCUGGCAUUAUUCCUAAGCACUGCAUUAUUCUUGAGGCACCAGAUACAGUUCUUAUAGAACGUGUUAAUGGCAAAAGAAUAGAUCCAAAAACAGGAGACGUCUAUCAUACAACAUUCGACUGGCCAUCUAAUUCUGACAUUAUAAGCCGAUUACAAAAACCACCGAAUUACGAGGAGGAUGAUAUUAUAGAGGAACUAAUUGUCUAUCACAGACAUAUUAGUGGUAUAACAUCAUGUCUUUCACCAUCGAUAAAAACUGUUAAUGCAGAUCAACCAAAAGCUGAUGUUUUUAGCCAAAUAAUGAAUUUCCUAACUUGGCUUCCACGAACAGCUGCUCCUCACACACCUAAAAUUGUUUUGUUAGGUCCUACAGGUUCUGGUAAAGCUGUUCAAGCUGCUCUUCUGGCUAGCAAAUAUAAAAUUGUUAACGUCUCUACUGGCUCCUUAAUCAAGCAAGCAAUAGCAGAAGGAAAUAAGACUGGAAAUGCUUGUCGACCAUACGUUGAGAAAGAUAUGCUUGUUCCCGAUGCCAUAGUACUUAAACUGUUGCAAGAGCGUCUUACUCAAAUUGAUUGUAUGACAAGAGGCUUUGUUUUACACGGCUAUCCGCGUUCCAGAAGCCAAGCAGCUCAGAUGGAUGAUGCAGGCUUAACUCCGAAUAGAGUUUUUAUGCUGGACAUCCCUAACGACUCAGUAUUAGAACGCUUAACACUCCGUGCUUUAGAUCCUAUCACAGGCGAACGAUACCAUGCUCUCUAUAAUCCGCCAAGAACCCAAACUGUAAAAGAUCGCUUACAAACACAUCCUCGUGAUCGUGAAAACGAAGUAAGAGCUCGGUUAAGCCAAUGGCAAGCGUACGUUGAUGAAUUAAAUGAAUACUACGAAGAAUAUAUUCAACGUAUAAAUGCUGAUCAAGAUCCUCAAACGGUUUUUGAGUGUAUAGAAAGUAUGUCUGUUAAACCUUUGCCUAGGAAGUUGAUUGAGGAGAAUUAA
This is a messenger RNA of Dimorphilus gyrociliatus, 1529 nucleotides long. The record is from the annotation of a GenBank genome assembly. NCBI's taxonomy places the organism in Eukaryota, Metazoa, Annelida, Polychaeta, Dinophilidae.